Molecule: messenger RNA, 936 nt
Organism: Aureobasidium namibiae CBS 147.97
Lineage: Eukaryota; Fungi; Ascomycota; Dothideomycetes; Dothideales; Saccotheciaceae
Product: Methylthioadenosine phosphorylase
Exons: 3
Coding region: 1-936 (311 amino acids)
Biological process (GO): nucleoside metabolic process
Cellular component (GO): cytosol
Molecular function (GO): S-methyl-5-thioadenosine phosphorylase activity
Source: RefSeq, a predicted model, not a curated record
AUGGCAAACGUCGCAAGCACAUAUUCUGAUCCUAUCCACAUUGCCGUCAUUGGCGGCACUGGUCUGCAGUCGCUGCCCGGCUUCACGCUCGCCGCCUCCCUCAACGUCGAUACACCGUGGGGCACUCCCUCAUCGCCCAUCAGCGUGCUGCAUCACAAGUCGCCCUCCACCGGCAAGGACAUUCCCAUCGCCUUCCUCUCUCGCCAUGGACUUCACCAUGAGAUUGCACCUCACGAGGUUCCCGCUCGCGCCAACAUUGCUGCUCUGCGCUCGCUGGGUGUGAGAACCAUUAUCGCCUUCUCGGCGGUGGGAAGUCUGCAGGAGGAAAUCAAGCCCAGAGAUUUCGUGGUGCCUGAUCAGGUUAUCGAUCGUACCAAGGGCAUUCGUCCGUUCACUUUCUUCGAGGAGGGUAUGGUUGGGCAUGUUGGCUUUGCAGACCCCUUUGAUGAGAAGUUGGGUGCUGUAGUGAGAAAGCUUGGUCACAGCCUCGAGGGCGAGAAUGUGCAUCUUCACGACAAGGGCACUAUUAUUUGCAUGGAGGGCCCUCAAUUCUCCACCCGCGCCGAAUCACACAUGUACCGCUCCUGGGGUGGUAGCGUCAUCAACAUGUCUGUCUUGCCCGAAGCCAAGCUAGCAAAGGAAGCAGAAAUCGCCUACCAGAUGAUUUGCAUGAGCACCGACUACGACUGCUGGCACAGCAGCGAAGAUGUUACUGUCGAAAUGGUCAUGGGCAACAUGAAGGCCAACUCUGAGAAUGCACGCCGCUUUGUUGGUGGUGUGCUUGAUGAGUUGAGCAGAGAGGAGCAUGCAGAGUUGAUCCAGGCAAAGCAUUUGGAGGGUCAGACCAAGUUUGCCGGUGGCAUUACUGCACCUGCUGGGCGUAAGGAGGCUGCUAAGCAGAAGUUGGGUUGGUUGUUCCCUGGUUAUUUCGAGUAA